Molecule: messenger RNA, 2322 nt
Organism: Acanthaster planci (crown-of-thorns starfish)
Lineage: Eukaryota; Metazoa; Echinodermata; Asteroidea; Valvatida; Acanthasteridae
Product: vesicle-trafficking protein SEC22a-like
Biological process (GO): retrograde vesicle-mediated transport, Golgi to endoplasmic reticulum; endoplasmic reticulum to Golgi vesicle-mediated transport
Molecular function (GO): SNAP receptor activity
Source: RefSeq, a predicted model, not a curated record
UGUCCAUUCAACGCAAAAGAUCCAUACGGUUUAGCGGUACGGUUUAGCAGGCCUAUUUUCACGGAGUUUACGUGUACAAUUACAGUCUUAUCACACGAUGAAGUUUGUUUGGUAAUUAAACAUAUGCUCACCACUGCCACUGCACUGUGAAUGAUAAUUUUAAGGCGCGAUCACCAUGCCAAGAAAGCCAACUUAAUUCCAGCUGACAAGGGGUGAAGCAACAAGCCACACCUUGCUGCUCUUAACCCCUCCCCCCCCUGACUGCCAACUGAUCAGCUCAGCCAUGGUUCAGUUUGCCAUGAUAACGCGUCUGAGGGACGGUCUCCCACUUUCAGCAACCACAGACCAUGAGCCAAGCGAGGCCAUCCUAACCAGCAAAAAGUAUGCCAAGCUUAUUUCAAAGAAAGCAUCUCGUUUCCCUGACAGAUGCUCCUUAUUCACGGGCAGCCACUGGUUACACCUUAUUUCAUCCCUUGGCGUCUGCUUCAUCAUGAUGUGUGAGGAGAACUACCCAACCGUCUUGGCGUUCUGUUUCCUGGACGAGAUCCAGCGAGCCUUCAUCUCGACAUACGACGGCAAGCGAGUUGAAAACUGCAGGCGGCCAUACGCUCUCAUUGAAUUUGACACUGUGAUUAAAAAGACGAAGCAACGUUUCAACAACACCAGGACCUUGCAAACCAAGAUCAACCUGACCAACAUGUCACAGGAGGUGAAACUCCGGCCUCCUCACCGCAUCACCAUCGAAGAGUUGGGCCCGAUACCUGGCGAUAGCUCAGCGCAGGAGAGGAACGGCGUCGCGGCCCGCGCGUAUCGACCUCCUGCUGCCAAUCGCGAGCAGUUUGUCCCCUUGAACUGGGUGGACAAACUGGCCUUGUCUCUGUGUCUUCUCUGCUGUUUGCUGAACCUCAUACGAAUUGGAAGAAUUCUCCGCGCAGGACCCAUGAUAAUAGAUGAUGAUAUCCAUUUUACGUCCACAUCAGUUGGUUUCUUCCUGGUGUCCAGCCUUCUGGGCCUCUUCCAAUGUUACCUCCUGGUCUAUCGCACGUCUUGGAGGACCUCUAAGAAUAUCGCGGCCCUUCUCUGCCUCGCCUCGGUGGAGGGACACCUCUACUUGCACGCCUACCGCUACGGUCUGACAUCGGCAUUCACCAUCUUGGCUGCUCUGCUGGCGGCUUGGAGGAUCCAAACAAGGAGCAUUCCGCCCAAGUUACCAGACUACACCGUAUGAUGAAAUCUUCAAACAAGCAUCAGAAAAACCUCCCAGGAUGAGAUAAAGCACCAUCAAACUGGGUGACAACUUUCGGAGUUACUUAAAUCUGUUUUGUGCCAUCAACGAACAGAGUGGAUAUGUUGUACUGCAAAAUUAGGAGUUGGCUCUUAACUCCUUUUGUGAGUGAUGUAGCAACAUACAUUUUGAACUGGUUUGGUUGUUUUUUUGGGUUUUUUAAGUUUGAGUGAUACCACACUGCUGUUGGUCAGUAUUGUCCAGACUUUGACUGGCCUGGAUCUGUUGCCUGGCAACAUUACCUAGCAACCACGCAAAAUAAUGAUGCUGUCUUACACAACAUCCAGUGACAUUCAGAGUGUUACUAGCAUUUCCUUUGACUUUCAUUGGGGAGGGGUGGGGCAUUUAUCUUUGCUCCGCCCUGUUUUUGCCAGUCACUGGUCCAAGAUGCUCAUACAUGUAUUUGUACGUAGAUGCCUCGACCAUUUUGCACAAAUUGUAAAUAUGCUAAUUAACAAUCAGAUCAUCUUUGUCAUUUGCUCCCAAAAGAAAAAUGAACUUAAAAACAGAAUUUAUUCAGAGAGCAGAUUGGUAAAGAUUAAUUUUUUUAAUGUUACAUUCAUUUAUUAUUUGUACUAAAAAGUGAUGUUUCAUAUUCUGAUGUACCAGACUUAACUUUCUGUUGAUGUAGUAGGCUUCACUUCGUAUGAACAAGUUGGUGUGCUUGAACAAAAAACAGUUGACUAGAGGACAUUAAAAUCCAACUAAUCGUCUAAAAUUUGUACAAGUGUUAAUGGUGCUAAGCCUUUUUAAAGUAAGGGGUAUUGUUGAAUUAAACAGUUGAGUCUAAUAGCAUUGUAUUUUAAUUAAGGUCUCUCGUUAUCAACACAAUUAACUAUCGGAAUAUAUGUAUUUGUCCAAGUUGUCGUUUUAGUAAAGAACAUUGAAAUGCUAGGUACAUGUUUCAUGUCAGAUUUUGACAACUUUGAUUAAGAUUACUAAGGUUGUCUUUUAUCUUACUAACAUGUUAACCAUGUUUGUAUUUAUUAAAUCAUCAAUAAAGUGAAGAUAUAUUUUUGUCUUAAUAUCAACUGACA